CGUCAGUGAUUAGUGCGAUUCUCUCCGCCGCGGACACCUCUUUGCUGCUGCUGCUGGUGGUCGAUUCCCAGCCCUUGCGCCGUCAUUAACUCGAGUGGAAGUGUUUUCCCCCUUGCAAGAACCAUCGAAAUCGCGUGACACGAUGAUGCAGCUGCUGGACAAGGUUCUCACCUUCAUCAACUACUGGUGGUUCCGCUACCUGAUGGUCACCGAGCUCUACAUGGUCGAAAGCUGGGAACGCGUGACCAUUCACGUGCUCCUCGUUUCGAUCUUCAUGCUCCAGUGGUACUUCAACUGUAAGGUCAUCCUGCCCUUCACCGGAAACAUGCUGGGAAUUCUGCCGGUGGACCAGCAGCUAGCGCCGGGUUACCAUCCCAAGUAGAGAGGUUACGCUUUAGGGUUAGGGCAAAUUUAGGGCCGGACAAGUAUUUUUGCGGGAAGAGAAAUCUCACCCAACCCAACACUAUGAAACAUCCCAACCAAUUUUAAUAAUCCACGAGAAGAGGAAAUCAGAGUUUAUCAACUUAUACACGAAUCUGAUCAGCAUGCAUGGCGGUUGCUUCUCACUUAGUGAAAAUAAACGUAGAAAACAACUAACUAAUAUAUAUUUUAACAAUUAGAGUGCGUUCUAUGUUGCUAAUAGUUGUUGUUCUCCACUAUUACUGAUGGUCACCCAAAUAUUUAGUUUGAGCAAGUCGAUUUUAUGUUGAGGACAUUAUUUAAACCCAGACAAGAGAUGUAAUCUGAGCUCAAUGAGUUUCAAAACGAUAUACACAACUUAUUAAACAUGUAAACGAAA
This is a messenger RNA of Culex quinquefasciatus (southern house mosquito), 799 nucleotides long. RefSeq names its product serine palmitoyltransferase small subunit A-B (gene ghi). NCBI's taxonomy places the organism in Eukaryota, Metazoa, Arthropoda, Insecta, Diptera, Culicidae. Bases 143 to 382 code for a protein of 79 amino acids. The record is from RefSeq and is a predicted model, not a curated record. The transcript has 2 exons.